Molecule: messenger RNA, 6687 nt
Organism: Cuscuta epithymum
Lineage: Eukaryota; Viridiplantae; Streptophyta; Magnoliopsida; Solanales; Convolvulaceae
Source: the annotation of a GenBank genome assembly
CACUUUUCUAAAAACUUAUAAGCCUCAAUGAGGGUUAUGUCCUUGUGGGAAUUAAAAAAGUGUUGGUGUAACACAUUGCUCUAAGUGUUUGUACAUUUGCUCUAAGUGUUUGUACAUUAUUAUUUCAUAUUUGUACAACUAACUAAUGCCCUCAGAUUAUCGUCAUCUUCCCGUUACUCCUAGGUGUCUAUCCAUUCGCAUGCUCAAUGAUACCCUAAUUCGCGUCAUUUCCGUAGAUGAGCUAUGCUACUCUUAUAGGCAGUUUCAGGAGAAUUCGGGUUCCUGGAGACAAGCUUGACGGAAGAAGUAAGAAAGAAGAAUGGAGGUAAAAAUAGCUCCAUGAUUUGGCUUCAUGUCUUCCUGAGAUUGGCAAUACCUUCACUUUUUCACAUUUUGGGGCCUAUGCUCUGACAAAGAUUAUUCUAGCGAUUGAACCAAGAUGCAUUGAUGGUUCCCAGGUCUCACAGCAAAUGCAAGAAAAGCUUCACCCGUAAUUUCAAACAAUUAUAAACAUCAUUGAACGAGGUCAGAUUUAAGGGAAUAUAAAUUUUUUGUUGUUUAAGUGUGCUUGUGAUUAUGAACUAUCUUGACUAAAGCUUGUUGUGAUAUUUGAGUGUGCCAAUAUGAUCUUAAUUUGGUAGAGAAAAGUAAAGCUCUCUGAAGCAUGCUAAGUGUUUGUGUAUAUGCCUGAAUGAGUUUUUAAAAAUAUUUUUGUACUUCCUAUAUAAUCCGAAGUAUAAGUACUUCCUUAAUGUUCUUGGUUUAAUUUUAUGGAGUAUGUAGUUACUACUUUAUGGUUAAUUUUCUAUCUAACAGUAAUUUUGGAGAAACUCAAAGCUAGAGUAAAUAGUUUGAAAAACUAUUGCUGAAUAAUUUAGAAGAUUAAGGCUAGAGUAGUAGCACUUACUGGUAAAGUUCAAUGAAAUGAAUUCAAUCCAAUUGUAAAAAUUAAAACAUGGGAGAAACUUGGAAUUUGAGGUUAGCCAGAAAUGAUUGGAAUUUGGACCACGCUAAAUCAUAUCAUUCGUUUUGACUCAUUCAAACUAAACAAAUCAAUCUGCUAUUUUGUUGUGAAAAAGAAGUUACCUGUGAAAAAUCCAAAAUUGCUCUCCUUUCCAAGUUAGAAGUGUUGGCAAUAAUGCAUUAAGGCAAUUACAUAGUACUAGGGGUGCAAAUGAGCCGAGCCACUCGUGAGCCGCUCGCGAGCCGCUCGGUCAAAGCUCGAAUCGGGAUCGGUCAAAUUCGAGCUCGGCUCGGCUCGAGCCGGCUCGUUAAGCAGUCGAGCCCGAGCUCGAGCCUUCUAAUUUCAGGCUCGCUGGCUCGCGAGCCUAAUUUUAUAUGUGAAUAUUUAUAAUAUAUAUAUAUAUAUAUAUAUAUUAUAUUAUAUAAUCACAUAUAAUAUAUUACUGUGCAAUAUAAAUUAAUAUAUAAUGUAUACUGUUAUAAUGUACGGAGUAAUAUAUAUGAUAUACGAGUAUAUAAUAUAUGCUGAUUAGUAAAAUUUUAUAAUAUUUUAGGCUUAGGUCGUUACUACUCAGUAGAAAAACUUAGAAUGGACCGAUGACAGUGAAUUUUUACUACGGACUCAUUAUGGAGCAUCAUAAUGGUUAUCGAGCCUCGAGCCGAGCCGAGUCGAACCGAGCCUUCUGCGAGUCGAGUUCGAGCCGCGAUUUUGUAGGCUCGUUCGAGCCGAGCCCGAGCCGAUGCUAUAUAUUUCGAGCUCGAGCUCGAGCCUGUAGAAAAUCGGGCUCGGCUCGGCUCGUUUGCACCCCUACACGGUACUAGGAGGUCUGGGUGUAUUCUAAAACCUGGAACAAGUUAGCUGCUUUCUAAUGUGUGUAAAAAUAACUCCUUGCUAUAACAAGUUCUCUGUUAUACAUAAAGAACUAGAGAAGCAUUACUUACUUCCUCAAAUCUGAAAUUUAAAAGGGGUAGAAUUGCACUCUUGGUUUUUUUGCCCUACACUAUAGUGGUUUCUAAAACAGUAAAACUACUUCAUCUAUAAUUAUAGCGGCUUCUAUAAUAUAGGUCAAUGGUAUUUUUUUAAAACAAAAUGGAUUUAAAAACAGCAAACAAGUACAACUGGGGGCCAAACCUUAUUAAUAUGAAAAUAGGAAAAUAAGAGAUUUUCCUAUUAAUAUGAAAAUAGGAAAAUAAGAAUAGCUAAAGUGAAAAGAGGGAAGACCCAAAGAGUCUGAAAUAAGAGAUUUUUUGACUAAAUGGUGAACCUCAUUAAUAUUAAAAUAGGAAAGUAGUUGAGAAUCUGAACUAUCCGGAAAAGUAGUGGAUAAGUACUGGGCGGUCAAAUUAGUCUGUCGGUGAGUGUGUUGAAUAGUCACCUCUAUAUAGUUUAAUGGUACUUAUAAAACUAAUAAUUCAUCAAUAACUAUAGUGACUUGUAAAAGUAAUUCAUGUAUAACUAUAAUGGCUUCGAUAUACUUUAUAGGUUAAGUGCACACAUAAAAAAGCUAACACUCCAUGAUAACAAAUAAGUUCCUAUCUUAUUGCAAAAGAUGUUAACCAACCAUGUGUUUUAUUAAAUCUACAUGUGUUCGAUAUACACUUCAUUAAAAAGAUGAAUAUAAUUUGAAAGCCUUUUGAAUAUGAUACCACACCCGUUUUGAUGUGUGCUGCUACCAUAGUCUCGUGUUUAAACUGAUGAUAAGAGAUAGUGCAGGAUAUGUUUGGGAAAUAGGUUUUUUUUGUUUAUAUUACACUACUAAAUAAAAAUGGUUCCUGCAUCCUUGGGACCUUGCCUCUAUUUAUUGCUUCAGUUUAAAAACUGCUAAUGUACCUUGAGUUUAUUGCCUCUAUUAAUGGAUCUGUUUUUACUUAUCAACAAAAAACAGAAAAGUCAGUGACUAAACAUGGUUUCUGCUUAUAUGUAUUGUACUCAAUUUGAUUCUUUGCAUCCAGAACUGAGGAUUUUCAUGACUAUACCUGGUUAGGUCUGGGUAUCUAUUUUGGUUAGAACACUGCAGUUGUUAUGAUAACUUGAUUAGAACACUGCAGUUGCUAUGAUAACUUGGUUCACAAAAGGUUGGUGGUUGGCAUUUGAUUUUAUGCCAAGCAACUUCACUAAGACUAACUCACAUUUGUUUCUCACAGAGUCACAUGUACAAAUAUAUGAUUCUUGUGAAGUGAUUAUAUUUUUCAAAGCAAGUGUCUCUAGAGCCUAUGUUUAUGGUGUGGGGAACUUAUAAGGCGUGGGGAACUUAUAAAUAAUAUAAACAAUAUUUAUAUUUUGAAAAAAUCACAUUGGGCACUAAACCUAUCGCGCAACGCGCGUGUAAUAACUAGUUCUAACAUAAAGAAUAACCAAAUUUUACAUAUGGGAAGUUGAAUAGUCAGCCGUAUCAAUUGAAGUGUCCCAUCAGUAAUUACAAUGUCUAUCAGCCGUAUGCAUUUGCAUGCUCCCCUAUAUAUACACACAAGAGAUGUCGCUACUUGCUUGAGUUAGUAUGUGCCUUCGAGAGUUAUUACUGCAUAGUGAAGACCAAAAAUAAAGAUGAGUAUGUGGAGUAUGAUAAAGGAUAUUGACAAGUCCAAAUGCACCUGGGCUGUAAAGGUGCGUGCAAUUCGUGUUUAUUGUGUUCCUGCCCGUGAUAGAUUCCAACCGUUCCUUGACUGUAUCUUUCAUGAUCAAGAGAGUACCAAGGUUCAUGCCCACAUCAAGAAAAAUUAUAUGGCUAAGUUUGAACACCUAUUCCAGGAAGGCAACCCCUAUGCCAUAAAAAAUUUCAUGGUGCAUGAUAAUAAGAUGAAAUUCCGUACUACUGAAAAUGGUUUCAUAUGGGAAUUUAUGAAAAAAACAGAGGCAUUUGAGUCUAAGCCUGAAUUCCCGUUGAAACAAUUUGACUUCAUUUCAUUUUUUGCUCUGCAAGCUCAAGAACAUAUUGAUGAAAAAAUAGUCGUGGACAUCAUCGGAAAGGUUGAGUAUCCAAGACAAGAGAAGGUUAUUAAAAAAGAGAACGGUGAAAAGAGGUUGAGGGAAAUAGUAUUGAGUGAUGCUGAGUAAGUAGUACUAGCACCAAGUGUUGAUGUAUGAUUUUUAUUUAACUAUUAAUACAAACAGGCAACUUAUUGUUUAAUGAACUGUCUUAAUGUGUCAUUGUGAUGGUUUUUCUCAAUUCAUAUGAUUUGUUGUUUCAGAGGAAAAUCAAUCAUUUGCUCUCUCUGGGAAAGUAUGAUAGAUGAGUUUAACUCAUAUUCCAACAGUAAAUAUGAUUCCACCAUUUUACUUCUUUAGCGAUGUCGGGCCCAUAAAUAUGAUGGUGAGUUUAUGAUAUUUGUCUAUUACUUUGGAGAGCUGUCAUGUAGAGAAUUGUUAGUAACUACUAUAGCUGGUAUUUUGUUAAACAAAGUGAAUUUAUGUCUGUACUCAUGUAAUGUAUAUGUGUCAAAUGUGCACAAUGUUACAAAAUUGAUCUUAAAUGGUGAGGGUGAAGAGUUCCGUGAUUUGAGAUCGAGGUAUGUCUAAACUUCGUUUUUUCCACAUCAGUUUUGAACUUUUUCCCUUUUUCGAUCUAAAGUACUUUAAUAAACAAUUUUUUCUUUUGACAGGUUACCAUUUAGUGGUGAUUUCAACCUUGCUUUGUCAAUGACAUCUCAAACAAAUUACAAUGAUGACAUAACUUCAGGAAAUCUUGAAUUAACCACAAUUCAAGAUUUGUUCCACAUUAAAGAGGAUGGUCGGCACUGGAUUUUAGCUGAGAUUAUUGCUAUAGAUAGCUACAAAGAUUGGUGUUAUGUUUCAUGCAAGAGUUGCAACCGCAAAGCGUUACCAUUUGGAAACUCCUUUCAGUGUGUGAAUUGCCCGUGUAAAGAAGUUGUACUUAUAUAUGUUAUACUUCGUAUUUUUUUUUGAAUAAAUGUGUAUCGUUUUGUGUUUUCUAAAUAUUAAAUAUUUAAUAUUAAGUGUGGAAUAACAUGUGCAAGUAUAAGGUUAAUAUUUGGGUCUUAGAUCACAUGGGCAACGCCACGUUUGUGCUAUGGGAUAAGGAGUGUACUAAUUUGAUUGGGAAAAUAGCUAAUGCACUACAAGAUGAAAUUGGGAGGAAAAGUUUUGGUCCAGAUAAUUUCCCAACUGAGAUAGAAGGAUUAGUCGAUUCUCAGAUGUUGUUUAAGGUGCGUAUCAAGAAAGAGGAAAUUGGCUUCAAGGGAGCAAGAACAUUUAGUGUUAUUGAUGUGAUGGAUGAUGCAAAGGUUAUUUCUCUAUAUUCUUCUCCCAAGGCAGUGGGAAUUGAGGUUGAUGAUGAGUUUACUAUACUAAGGCGAGAGAUGGAUUGUGAGAAGGUUGGGUCUUCAAAUGCAGAAGCACGUAGUCCGUUGAUGAUCGAUGUUAAUGAAAAUGAAAGUGUUAAGCGUGCUUUGUUGGGGGAGUUUUCAUCUACAGAAUCUUCCAAGAAACUGAAGACAAGCAUUAAACAAGAAAAGAAAUGACUAGAAAAAAAUGCCAAUAGACGUUGUUUUGGAUGAACUUAUUUUCCCUACACCUGGAAAAGGGUAGGAUUGUUUUGGAUGAGGAUUCUACGUGUAACAUAAAACAAGGUAGUCCACUUGCACAACUUAUUGUGAAAUCUAAACUUAUUGUUUGGGAUGAAGCCUCAAUGCUCCAUAAGUAUUGCUUUAAAGCUCUGGAUAGAAGCAUGAGAGAUAUUAUGCGAUUCUCUGAUCCAAAUGGUCCUUAUGAGCCUUUUGGGGAAAAACAGUUGUAUUCGGAGGAGACUUUCGUCAGGUGUUACAAGUGAUUCCUCAAGGUAGCUGACAAGAUAUUGUUAAUGCCACGAUAAACUCUUCAUAUUUGUGGCAAAACUGUCAAGUUUUAAGAUUGACGAAGAACAUGCGGUUGCAAGAUCCAAACAAUGUGCAUGAUUGUGAAGCGAUCAAAAGUUUUUUUGAAUGGAUUGCUACAACGGGUGAUGGUGUAGCUGGUGAAGCAAAUGAUGGAUGUGCUUCAAUUAAAAUUCCAGAAGAUUUGCUUCCACAUUCUUCGGGUGAUCCUAUAGCGACUAUUGUUCAGAGCACAUAUCCACAAUACCCGCAUAUAUCUGAUGACUUCAGCUAUUUUAGAGAUAGAGCUAUAUUAGCUCCUACUUUAAGUGUUGUAGAUGAAAUUAAUGAUUAUAUGAUUUCACUCAACACUUCUCAACCUUCAAGAACAUAUUUAAGUGCGGAUAGUGUGUGCAAGUCAGACUCUAAUGUGAAUCUCUUAGCGGACUUGCAUACACCUGAGUUCUUAAAUAAAAUUCGUAUCUCAGGUGUGUCUAAUCAUGAACUCACAUUGAAAGUGGGAAUUCCCGUAAUGCUUUUACGUAACAUUGAUCAUUCAAUGGGAUUGUGCAAUGGAACAAGGCUCAUAAUAACAAGGCUUGGAGACCAUAUAUAUUAGGAGCAAAAGUUCUAACUGGAUGAAGUAUGGGCCAAGAAGUGCUUAUUCCAAGAUUGUCUCUCACUCCUUCAGAUGUCAGGCUUCCAUUUAAGUUUCAAAGAAGACAAUUUCCGAUAAUGGUUGCUUAUGCGAUGCCUAUAAAUAAAAGUCAGGGUCAAUCCCUUUCGCAUGUUGGUUUAUUGUUGAAGAAACCUGUGUUUUGUCAUGAUCAGUUGUAUGUUGCAAUUUCUAAAGUUACAAACCACAAAGGGUUGAAAUUUUUGAUUCUAGAUGGUGAAAACAAUAGCACAAAUGAG